Messenger RNA from Linepithema humile (Argentine ant), 4448 nucleotides. RefSeq lists its product as uncharacterized. Gene Ontology annotation, molecular function: protein kinase binding. The record is from RefSeq and is a predicted model, not a curated record. NCBI's taxonomy places the organism in Eukaryota, Metazoa, Arthropoda, Insecta, Hymenoptera, Formicidae. Gene Ontology annotation, biological process: neuromuscular junction development; positive regulation of protein tyrosine kinase activity.
AGUGGCAGCACUGUCGCGAUAUCAUAGGUGUUUCUCGCGCGACACCGCCGCGCUAGUGCGCGUAGCAAGCCGAUAUCGUCAAGAUGGAAGGUGCUCGGGGUUGACCGCUCGCAGUAUGGAUUUUGCCGCGUGAUUCGUGCUCAGCGCUGCAGAUCACCGUCCGUCUCCGUGAAAAAAAAAGGAAAAGGACAGCACGUCGGAGCGCGGUGCAGAAUCGGUCGUUGCAGGGUCCUGCAAAUGGUGUCGCGCCGCGGAAGCUCGACCGUACGGCGCGUUUGUACGCGGUAAUGAGAAAAAUAUCACAGUGCGGUGAAGUAACGGAGCCAGUCAUCUACAAUGGUGGAUAACAGUUGUAUUAUCGAGGGAAACGUCAAAUUUCGCGACGGCAAGAAGUGGAAGUCAAGAUGGUGCGUUAUGCGAAAAUUAUCACCAGUAGCAGAUUGCUUGCAUUUGCAACUUUACGGGGAUAGUAAGGAUCGUUACAAGCAAGGCCAAACAAAAGCGUCUCUGAGUUUGCAGCAUUUUCUCGGGGUGGAGAGCGGUUUUACUCUCGACAAGGAAUCCAAUACAAUUGCUAUAAUUUGCCAAGACGUGACAGUCGUUCUCGCAUUCGACACGCGAGAGCGAUUGAUACAAUGGCAAGUUAAGAUCUCGAACAACUUGGGCGAAGAUCAGCAAUUUUUGAUACUCAUCUCCUCGGUGCCAUCGAAGGCGAAGUUCAGCAAUGGGCCGGCUCACUUGCAUAUUCAGGACCGUCGCUUCUGCAUCACCAUCGGCGUGCCUCCCCGGCUCGUCGGUAUCUGGGAGAUCGCGCAUCUCCGACGAUACGGCGUGGUCGAGGGCAGGUUCUGUUUCGAGGGCGGCUCGAGAUGCGGCCGGGGCGAGGGGCUACACGUUCUGAUAACCGAUCAGGGGGACGACAUAGUCAAGACGCUGCAGCUGGCCGCCGAGGGAAAGCUGACAACGAAAAAGCGAUCACCGCUUGGCAGGGAGCACUCGUCGGCGCAAGACAGCCCGAGUCGGCGCCAGUGCGCCCGCUCCGAGACCAGAGCCAGCGAUUUCUUCUCCUCGGCUGUGUACUCGACGUCGACGUACGAGGAGCACUGCGACAGCUGCAAGAACGAGAGCUCGCCGUACUGGUCGUCCGCGGAGAGCAGACAGCAGACGGAGCUCGAUGGCGAUUACAGCUGCAGAGACACAAUGUCCGUUUCGGAACUGCCCGAUCAGCAGCCUAACAGCGAUUGGCGAAGCUGUUCCCUAACUCGUCAAGGCGCGACGGGCCUCGAGAGAUGCGCCAGUUGCAUCAGCAAACUCGGCACGGUCUCGAAAUCGUCGACCGUCAUCACGACCGCUAUGAGCGGUAUAAGCAGCCCCGGCGCCGGUGCGUUGAACAAUCUAGGAUAUCACCUGCAGCCCCGCACCUUCGAUCGGCUCUCGCUGUCGUCCUACAGCAGCAGCAGUCACGACAGCGAUUACUCGGGCUCGCAGCAGAUCGAGUGCCAGUGCGCGCAGUCGAAAACCGCCCAGUCUCAGACGGCACAGCCGACGACGACGGCUCACCGAAUGUCACCGAGCCCGAGCGCGUUGCCGCCGAGACCGCCGAAACCGUCCCAGCCGCCGUUACCGCCAGCGGCCAGCCAGUCCGUUACUGCCAAAAAACCUAAGAAACCACCGAUGCCGCUGCCUAUCGAGCAACAAACUUGCGUGCACUCUCGAAAGCCGCAGCAAGCGCAAAAGCAGUCUCAGCAGCAGCCUCAGCAGCAGCCUCAACAGCAGCCUCAGCAGGCUGCGGCUCGCGGCGCCACGGGACCUUACGAGAACUACGACGUUCCCAAAUCCAUCCUGGGGCAUCACAUGCUGCUGGAACAGGGCCCGCAACCGGAACAAUAUUACGACACGCCGAGGAAGAUAAAAGAGUGUCUCACCCUGCCAAAGACCUAUCCCAAUUACGACACGCCUCAGAUGCCGCAGGCAGUGGUUCUGCAAGAGUGCGGGUGCCCCGCGAAACUCACAGUCCAAUCGCCCAGAUCCUCGGGGUGUCCCUGUCACAACGUCAUGAGCUGGGCCGGUUUCGUCCUGCCUUACUGCCGGCGCGGCGCAGGCAUCGAGCCCACCGGCGUCACGGUGCAUCCCGUGAAACUUUCGGGCGAGGGUAAGAUGCCGGUGGUGAACGCCAGCGGGGACGUUGCCAUUUACGCGACCGCCCGAAGGGUGAACAAGAACGAAUCUUCCGACGAGAAAGCCGGCACGGAGGACUGCGGCUGCGCCAUCACGAGCAAACCUUCGAACAACUACGAGAACGUCGAGCCGGUGAUCGACACGCAGCCGGAGGCGAAGCAGGCGAAUUACGCGAACAUCGACUUCACGCAGUCGCUCGAGCAUUACGAGAACAGCAAGGACGUUCUGACGAAGAGCAGCAUCUCGCAAGAGGAGAUCGAGAAGUUCGCGGACCAGCUGAAGGAGCCCGCGCCGGAAGCGCCGUGCGAGAACGCCUCGAAGGUCUGCGAGAAGUGCGGCCACAUGAAGGAGAGAGAGAACGAUUAUCUGAUCAUGGAUCCAGACAAGCAGCAAACCCCGAAGAAACCGUUUCCCGGUUACCUGCCGAUGCAGCCGGCGCACAACGCCUGCUCGAAGGAGAUCCUGUCCAGGCUGUGCAGCGGCAUCAAGAGUUCCAGCAAUCCAACGCUGUCGGGAUCCACGCUGCUCGAGGGCAGCAGGAAGCGAUCCGACUCGGAGUACCGUGUGCCGGGAUCGGCGAUGCUGUCCAGUCCGUACCUCAGGCGUCGUUAUCUGGACGCGGGUAAUGCCGUGGAAUCCGGCGGUAGCGUAGGCAUACUUCUCAGGAAACGAUCGUACUCCGCGGAGUCCGCGCAUUACCUGGACGACGAGAGCCACACCUUUCCGUCCACGCUCACCAUCCACAAGUGUUCCAGCGAAGCGGACAAGAAUUCUUUGAUAACCGGCGAGCCGGCGCACAACUCGUGCGCCAAUUCGGAGAGCAAGAUCAACAGCGGUCACGAGAACGGUCAGAUCUUGACGGCCGCGCUGCAACCGUCGUUCAUCAAGAUCCGACGCUCGUCGUCCGUGCCAUCCAAAACGGGCCACAACAGGGAUUCGUCGAGCAGUAACGAUUCCGGCGUCUCCACCGGCUCUCUGAGUCACCGAACGGCGGAGUUUGUGGAGUUCGAGUUAUCGCUGGCGACACCCGCCGCCACGGCGAUAAAGCAGAACAUGUUGUCGGUUUGUCGCAAGAGUCCACCCCCCACGUGCUAUCACAGCAGCCUGCCGAGGAAGUCCAAGUCCAGCGAUCCGCUUCGCGAAAUUUCUUUCCAGUUCCAAAAGAUCAAGAUUCCAACGAAAUCUUCGUCCGCUGAGGCCGACAUACCUACCUGUUUGCCAAAGACCACGAAGGGCUUUAACAGCCCUGGUGAAGUCUCAAAUACACCCUACAUCGAUUCACGAAGCACCAGCAGCGGCACUUCUGACAUGUCAGAUUACAUCGAAACUUUAUCGUUGUCGUCGCACUCUUCGUCAGAUACGCCCGACAGUCUCAGAUUAGGAGGCAGAGCUGUAGCAACGACCCUUCGACCUCGCAGUGGGAAGGAAUAUUACAAGAUUGAUCGAAGCAUCUUGGUAGAGCAGGGACGGAUUCUCACAACGGCGUCCGCUAAUUAUGCAAAUAUCACUCCAGUGCUGGAAAAGAGCGAGUCGCCGUCACCUGGUUACAUGAGUAGCUCACCUUUCGAGCAGCCACAACCAACUCGCGAGCACUUUCUGUUCCCUGAAGAGGCUUGAAUGUAAUAAUGUUUGGGAAAAAGAGCGAAAAACUUGAAGUUCCUAGGAAUUCCAAACAAGACGAGUAAGAAUAUUCACGGUAGAAAUUACAAUUGGGGCAUUGUGACUAUUUACACUAUACGCGGAUAUCUGGGAUUACAGGUAUACACUUUCGAAAUAUGUCGCCGCAUACUAAUAUCGUAGUAUAGCAUGCCAAAACGACUGUACUUGACAUAAUCAAAAAGUUCACAAUUCUACGAAAGCGCUCUUUAAUCAACUUUGGACGUUCGUUUUAUCGAUGUUUUCGUGAAGUCUUCCUCUAAAGAGCACAAUCAUAGUGGGAAAAAAAAAUGUAAAAAAAAAAACAUUAUCGAUCUACAACAAUCUAGGUACUAGCGUAUAGUCGAAAUAACGUCAGUAAUCAAACACUUCCUACAACGAUUCAAACAAUUUCUAAAAUAUGCUCAAUAAGAAACUAAUAGUUUGUAUAGAAAAAAUCCUGCCCUAGGAUAAAAAGAUACGCAUCGUAUACUUUAUAUGAUUAUAUCGUUUUUCAAAUACUUUCUUAUUUUGUAUGAGUGUACUUCUAUAUAGACUAUUGUACAGUUCUCUUUGAAGACAAAAAAUUUUUGAAGGAGAUUAGUAACUCUUAGAGUUCAGUCGGAGUUCUUGAA